Molecule: messenger RNA, 1731 nt
Organism: Tuber aestivum (summer truffle)
Lineage: Eukaryota; Fungi; Ascomycota; Pezizomycetes; Pezizales; Tuberaceae
Source: the annotation of a GenBank genome assembly
AUGGAGGAUUCGCCUCUAGCUCUGGUGACAUACCUACCCUAUAGCUCCCCCCACUACCACCCUAUUUCCAACUGCAAAGACUAACACACUAAAACCUAGGCCCACUCGCACGCUUGCCAGGCCUCAAAAAUCCUCUCCUCGGCCCAACCCCCUUACCCUUCCGCCACUCUCCUCACUGCCGCAAAUUCCCACGCCCUAGCAGCGACCUCGUUUACGGCUGCUGCAAAGUUAACUAAAGACCCCGAAGCCUUACGCACCCUCGAGCUACUAACUAAAGAGCAUCAACGGUGGGAAGCUCAACUCCGACGGGACGCCGAGCAGCCGUCACAAAAGAUCAAGGACCAGGAAAAUCAUGGUGGGCUUGAUAUUGCCGUUGGAGUGGGAAGCUCGGGGGCUACCACUGAGCCACCGAAGGGUGGAGAAAAAGCCUUAACGAAGGAUCCACCCGCCCCCCCACCUUUGUUGCCAUUCGCGAAUACCAGUGGUGCGCCUUACCCGCCGAGGCUACAGAAGUCUACCUCGUCACUCGCAACGAAUUUAGCAUCUGCCCGUGGGAUCCAACUCCCCGGCUCGGCUAGAGUUCCCGGCACACCCUCACAGUCACCGAGUCGGCGGCGUACGGGCGAUCGGCCGCCAGCGAUAGAUGUACCGGCGAAACCGACAACGAACCCUCUAACAAUCCUACCCCCGGACGAACCCAAACGAAAGGACUCCGAGGAAGGGUUCAGCAAUUUCUACUCUUCGCUAAACACAUUCAUCUCACGGGUUGGCAGCCCGUUCGCUACAUCCCUAGCCUUCGCUGGUCUACCACUACUAAAUGGCGACGAGCCAGAUGAAGAAACCAACAGCGAAGCCUGCAAGAACGUCCUCCCAAAGAGCUGGGUGGAAAAGCACGGUCGCGGCCGAGGCCUUGAAAAAGGUUGGCCAUCCAACGACCCUAAUACGGUGGAGAGUUUCUACGUGGUCCCAGUGUCCGGCGGCACACUAUCCUACGCCGGCGUUGUCCGUCGCGACGCCUCACCAACCAAUCAAAACUCCCCGAUAGACGAUUUCGAAUCCCUCCCCCGAGACCUCUACUCCCGAGCCCUAUCCCCCCCACCUCCCUUAGCCCAGAACCAAAGGGACCCCGGCUUAACGGGCCACACAAAAACCAAAGAGGAACUCCAACUGGAAAACACGGGCCUCCGCCAAACGAUAGACCACAUGUCCCGCACCAUGCAGUCCUGGCAACGCAAAUCGCGGGAGAGCGAGAACAUGCUGAAAAACUCCCUCAUGGCCUUCUCCAAGACCAACAACCGCGACAACCCCGACGCCGGCAUCGACAUCCUCAACCAAGUCCAGCGCAAGUCCUGGCUGCACGUGCCCUACGACGAACCCGACGACGCCGAGUUCUCGGAGGGCCGUGCCGCCGCCGCCGCUGCUGCUGCUGCUGCCGUCGGCGGCGACAUGGAGUGGGACAAGGAGAGGGAGAAGAGCGAGGCGGAAGAGGAGGAGGAUCGCGAGGUGAGGAUCGCUACACUCGAGAGGGAACUAGCCGAGGCUAGGGGUGAGAAUGACAAGCUGGCCAAGGAGAACGAGAGGUUGGGGAAGAUCGUCGAGAAGUUUAGGACCAGGUGGGAGAAGCUGAAGGAGGGGGCAAGGAGUAAGAGGGCGCAUCCACCAGCCGGCGGCAGUGGGGGAAGUGGCGGGAGCAACGGGGGGCAAUUGAGCAGGGUCGAUGAGGCGGAGUAG